Messenger RNA from Maniola jurtina (meadow brown), 1190 nucleotides. RefSeq lists its product as uncharacterized. Lineage: Eukaryota; Metazoa; Arthropoda; Insecta; Lepidoptera; Nymphalidae. The transcript has 4 exons. The record is from RefSeq and is a predicted model, not a curated record. Bases 1 to 723 code for a protein of 240 amino acids.
AUGCAUAGCAACCAAACGGCAACAGAUUGGGGCGGGCGGGCGGGCGGCGCCGGCGCGGUCGCGGGUGGGCGGCGUGGGGGCUGCGGGCGGCUGCCGCGCUCGGUCCCAGCGUCGGGCGCGGGCUCGGGCCGCGGCCGGCGCGCUCGGCGCAGUGUCGCACGCGCCGCCUGUGGUCGCGCACCGUCCGUCGCUCCGCCGAGCCCCCGCGCCGCCUCCCCGCCCUGCCGCACCACGCGUGCGCUGGGCGCGUCGCGCGGGCCGCGGGCCAGGCCCGCGAGCCUGCUGCUGCUCGCCGCGUGGCUGGCGGCCGUCGCCGCCGACGUCGCCUGUCCGCAGGAGCUGCCGCCGGCGCACGUCGUCUGCACCUCCUGCCGCUCGUACGAGAACGCGCGCGAGCACAGCCUGCGGGUGAUCCGGGAGAGCUUGCUGGCCAAGCUCGGCUUCGCGCAGGCGCCCAACACGACCGGCCGGCAGCUGCCGCGGGUGCCGGCAGAUCUCAUGGAGCGCUUCGAGCGCCGACCGCCGCCGGCGGGCGUGCAGGCCGACGCGCCGGCACUCUCGCGCACCUUCGUCACUCACACCGAGCAGGACGACUUCCUCGCCCGCACAGAUAAUGUCCUCGUAUUUGCCCCUGAAUGCAGAACCCGCAUGCUUCGACCACCCUCGAUCUUACUCGUAGCAAAAAAAUCUGUACACCAGUGCAAUAGGUAUCUAGGUUUUUGAGUCCGUUUAAAUGGAGUCCUUUCAAUUAAAUUGUGAAGACUGCCACAAAAGACUGCAAACAACAACAGGCACCUUGGCAGCGGAGGUUGUUAACCGGGACAUUAGAUGGGGCGCAAUUGAGGCCAGUGUGCGAGCGAGUUCAAGAGCAAUUUGGGUUCCGUAGGUCAGUUCAGCGAAGGUAACCUUGACAUUGACGACAAUAACACCACCUGUUUGCUCUGUUACAAUCCACAAUUAAUAAGAAAAUAUUCAAAAAGUGGAACUGAUCUUCCUAUUGCGCGUUCCAGACCGGUCACAGACAUUAAAUCAUUAUCUUUGUGGCAUCUAGGUAGGUGUAAGGUAAAUAGAAAAAGAUUUGCCUUUAUAUCGUACCUACGAGUUCGUUUUUGUAACUAAUGAAUAAUGACUAUUUCGAUUUACCUAAAGCUCAGGGCAGACAGAGGUCAGUUUUAGCGACACACCUUGAA